Messenger RNA from Anarrhichthys ocellatus (wolf-eel), 6298 nucleotides. RefSeq names its product UPF0606 protein KIAA1549-like. NCBI's taxonomy places the organism in Eukaryota, Metazoa, Chordata, Actinopteri, Perciformes, Anarhichadidae. The transcript is spliced from 21 exons. Bases 882 to 6239 code for a protein of 1785 amino acids. The record is from RefSeq and is a predicted model, not a curated record.
GACGAGAGGCUGUGUGUGUGUGUCAUGAUGAGAGAGAAGGGAAGCUAGCCGUGCAGCCUGUGCAGCUUCUCUUAUUCACCACGUCUAUAUGUGUAAUAAGAGUUAGUUCGGUUGUUUAGUUUGUCGACUGGGAUAAUAAUACUUCAUUCUGUGUUUAUUCGACUAAUAUUAUUAACGUUAAUGACUGGCCAUGUGCUUUAAAUGUGUCGGGUUUCUUUCACAAUGUAAAAACAAACCCCCAAAAUGUGUGAUUUAUUUAACUAUAGUUUUUUUGUUUUGUUUUUAUGCCAUUCUACUUCUGUGGAAAUAUGCAUACUCUGUUAAGAGUAUUGAGUGAGAACGUAGUAACAUAGGAUCAAUAUUAUUUUUUUUUAACCCAUAACAAACAUAUUUCAUUUUAGCAUCCAAAUUAAACGUACCAUUCAAUCAAUUGUUUAAGAAAGGUUCAGUGCAUAUAUUAGGCAACAUGCAGAUAAUAAUAUAAUAAAAAUAUCAAUGACUAUUUUCCUCUCCAUCAUUCAUUUUCAAUUCCAGAAGCAUGACCUUCCUUGUGACCCAUUUGUCCCAGUUAUUACAGGCGUUACUGGUAUUCAUCAAUGUGUGCAUAGAGAGUGCAACCAUACAUAGAGUGUGUGAUUGUGGGUUACCUCAGUGGUUGUUACCAGUUAAUGGCUGAUUAAUGAAGUGGUGCUCAAGCAGUCAGAGAAAAUGUUGUUUUGAGCGUCACACUGUUGCUCUUUUGUUUUCAGCAGUCGUUCUUCUCUGCUGAGCACGUGUUAUGGAAGGAGGGGCCUUAAACUGAAGGAGACCAAACCGGGCAGGCCUGAAAUACCCCAAACCUCGAUUGUCUCUUCGGGAAUGAAUCUUCUCUUCCUAAUUGGAUGAAAUGCCUUGACCACACCCCCCGCCGCACCAUGGCAGGUUUAGUCUCCUCUGUGGGUUUGGUGGUGAUGCUCGAGGCUCUCAUGCACGCCCGUGGCCGGCGUGCGGUGUUUCUGGGGAUGACGGUGUUGGUGACAGUGAUCGCAGCUGACUCACCUGUUGCAGAUGAGUCUCUGUUGGCCUCCACAAACCACCCCGUGGGAUUUCCUGGACAUGGUCCAACAGGGUUCAAACCAUCCGCCUUACCAGCCUCAUCGUAUACUGCCUUUGAGGACCCACACUCACCUGGUGCCCCGCCAUCCAUUUCUGAACCAAACCAUGUAGUUAGGACUGCCGACAUGACGCAUUUUCAGUGGGGACGUGUUGCUUUCGAAAACUCCAAAUCCUUGGCAGCAAGUGAAGUCCCUGCAGAAGAACCGCAUCCUCUGGCCACUCCAUCACUAAGCCCCUCUGAACCUAUAUUGGGGUCUAGUCCACAAUUGGAGGCCGCUAAAUUCUUCACGGACUGGAAGCUGGCCAGUACAAAGUCUUCCAUGCAAGCUUUCUCUCUCUCUCCAACUCCUACAAGAUCCCAGCUGCAGCCUCAGUCAAAUACAUCCAUGGCGUCAUUAAGCCCCUCAACAAGGUCAACGACCCCUCAGCCGGAUCCUAAUUCUGAGCAGAAAACCAUCAACAAGCAGCAGAGGGGUGCAUCAGAGCAAACGGAGGCAAUCGUGACCUCAUUUCCUGUUCAGCCUCUUGAGCCCCCUAAACUGUCUUUCACUUACUUUGCGGCAGAUGAAUCUUUUAGUAGAAUCCUGGAUGUGAACCAGCUGAGCCCCAGCAGCGCCCCCUUGAAGGACAACAAACCAACGCGUGACAUCAACAGUCUACCGAACCCUGAUGAGAUUCUGGCCCCUGGCUACGAUGUGCCUUUCAUCGCCCCCCAGCCUACAUCACCUUCAUCUGAACCCACUGAGGUCCCUCUAGAGGACUUCUACCCCACCAACACCAUGGAAGUGGACUGGGGAUCUGGAGACUACUUGGAGACGAUGUCGUUCCUAAAUGCAGAUGAAGAGGACUACUCUCUGGUCACAAAGGUGCCCUCUGACUCGUAUGAUCUGGAGGACUAUACGGAAAGCUAUGACACAUCCUUCCCUUCCAGAGUGGGCGUAUCCCCUUCGUCUUUGCAACCUCUUCACGUCUCACGUUCUCCCAGCCUCACCACGGCCUACAGCGCCACUGUUCCACUUAAAUCCGUCGAUCCUACCUCUUUGUCCUCUACAGUUCAUUAUACACUGGACCCCACUCCCACAGCUAACAGCGAUAUGCCGGACGCAUCAGACCUAGAUUGGCCCGAUACUUUCACAAUUCAACCGACAGAUGUUCUCUUGCCUGACAUGAACAGCUUGGAGUAUUACGUCACCCAGUUGACCAAGGAGAGCAACGGUUCGGACACCGGAGCUGAACACAGAGGGAACGUUACCGUGGUGUCCGUCAGUGCUACAGACGUCACACCCACAGGCAGCGCCACCAAUGACACCACAUUGACUGAGGACGAGUCCUCCAGUGAUCCAUCAGGGUUUGAGCCUAAAGAUGAGUCAACCCCAGUAGUAACAACAGAGGAGAGUCCUCAGCUGCUCAACGCCUCUGAGCCUUUUCUGGAUCCGUCCAUUGUCCCAUCCCACUUCUUUGAUCCGUCGUCUUCCACCUGGGGCGGUCAGGUGUCCACCACAGUGUGGUCUGCACACACUCUAACUGUUGGCCUGGACAGAACUGUGCUAACAGAAGCUAUGCUACCCAGUGUCACGCCUUUGCUGCCAGAUGAUGUCAUAUUUUCCUCCUCUCUGACAGACGUCUAUUGGUUUGCUACAGAGUCCUUCCCAUCGAGCACCAUACACACCACUCCAGUCUUAACUGCGACCGUAGCCUUCUCCACUGUUUCCACUGAACCUGCUGCCAACACCACGGUUGGUAUGACAGAAUUAACACCCCAAGACCCUACUGUCACGACUGAACAAACUCUCAAUGUAACUUCAGUUUCUACUGAACCCACAUCUAACAUCACUUCGGGCGUGUUGGGUGAUCAGGGUGUGACUGAAGAUCGAGUUGACGUUCCAGCCACAAUGACCUUGAUCCCAACUAGCAGUGAAGCUAAUACAGACUCUGCUGUACCCGAAACCACAGCUGCCACCUCCACUUCCCAUCAAGCCACAACUAGAGCUACUGCCACCACUGAAGUCUCAACUAGUGUCAACGUCAUCUCCAGCACCAGUGGAAGGACCACAACAACAGCACCAACGUCAAGAACGUACCUCUGCAACCUUGACAGGCCUGCUUAUUUAGUAAAAAUUGGUUUUCCUUCCGGGGCCACUGUUGGAUAUGCCAAAUCUCAAGUGAGAGACAUACUGAAAGGAGAAUUCAACAAGUCUAUGGAGCUGCAGGUGGUGGACCCCCCACCAAAGUUUGUGUUCCGGGUGGUGUCUGGUCCAGUUGUGUACACGGCCAUAUCCGUCAUCAACGCUCUGCGAAGGUCUGGACGCCGCUUCCUGUCUCUGACUCCGAACUGGACGACACCAGACCGUAAAUAUCAAGUCCACACAGUGCUGCAGUUUGUUCCCGGUCACAUAGAUGUGCGCUUCUGCAACUUCAGUGAGAGCAUUGAGAAAGGUUUGACCAUGGCCUUUGCAGAAGUGCGUCGGCGCUCAAAGGAGUCGACCAACUUCACGGUGCAUAUUGUAAACAUCACCAUGGCUGCUCCUAAAUAUCAGGAACAAAGGCUGGUGAGGCAGCCAGUGGACUUGACCUUCACAGUGCGCGGUUCCAGGGGCUAUCUGGUGGGGUCGGAGGUCAGCAAUGCUCUGAUGAAGCUCACAAUGGUGGAAUUCAGCUACUACAUGGGCUUUCCUGUACUCCAGAUCGCUGAGCCUUUCCACUAUCCAGAGUUGAACACCAGCCAGUUGCUUCGCUCCUCCUGGGUUAGAACAGUGCUCCUGGGUGUGCUGGACCAGAAAGUGGGUGAGAGGACCUUCCAAGCCAACAUGGAGCGCCGGGUGGCCAUGUUGCUCGAGGAGGCAACGGGAUCAGUCAGACGUGUUAAGAGAGCUACCCUCAUAGGCAACAACAGUGUUCAGGUUGUAAGUGCGAGCCGGCUGGUGGGUGCGGACCACCCCUUGGAGAUAGUGUAUUUUGUGGAGGGUCCUAGUGGUCAGAGGACGCCUGCAGCUCAAACAGCCAACCUACUCAACAGCCUGGAUGUUCAGAGGGCGGCCAUCGUCUUGGGAUAUCGUGUCCAGGGCAUUUUGGCACAGCCCGUAGAGAAGGCGGCGGCGUUGCCCUCCGACGCCGAGAACACCAACACGUGGAUCGUCAUCGGGGUCGUGAUUCCCCUCAUCGUCGUCAUCGUCAUCAUUUCCAUCCUGUACUGGAAACUGUGUCGAACAGACAAGCUGGAGUUCCAGCCAGACGCCAUGACCUCCAUCCAGCAGAGACAGAAGCUGCAGGCUCCCAGUGUGAAAGGAUUUGACUUUGCCAAGCUGCACCUUGGCCAGCACAGUAAGGAUGACGUCAUGGUGAUCCAGGAGCCCGCCCCGUCGGGGCCCGGCCCUGGGCCCCUCCCCCUGUCCCUUAAAGAUGGCCUCAGUCCGUCUGAGAACGGGGAGAUCCCCACACCCAUGUCCAAAAGCUCCACCAAGGCGUCCCGCAGCGGCCGCAGACGAGAAAGGAUCUCGCCAUCUGACGGUGACUCUGUGGUAAGUGACCGUUCCAGCGAGCGGGAAUCAACUGAGGAGAACCUGAGAGCCCACGCCACGCCCAACGACAGCAAGCACAACCGUAAGGUUCCCAUCAAUGUUUUAAAUGGCAAGAAUAGAAUUGGUCCUCCUCCUAUGAAUGGUACGAAUGAGCAGCUGUCCUCGGCCUCCAUCUUUGAACAUGUCGAUCGGAUGUCUCGUGCCACAGAUGCAAGCAGGAGACUCCCGAACAAAAUCCAGCUUAUCGCCAUGCAGCCCAUGCCUGUCCCACCACUGCACAGCCCCCCCAUCAAUGGAAAACUGUCUGACACCAACCUAAUCAACAAAGAGAUCCAGGUAGCAUUGAGGCACAAGUCAGAGAUCGAGCACCAUCGUAACAAGAUACGCCUGCGUGCCAAGAGGAAGGGCCACUACGACUUCCCUACUAUGGACGACAUGACGAGUGGCCUCGGAGAUGCGAAGGACCAGGAUCGCAUCUAUCAGAAAGCACAGAUACAGAUCGAUAAGAUCCUGGACCCGGAUGCCCAGAUGCCCCCCAUCUUCAUGGAAUCCAAGAAAUGUAGUCGUGGUCGGCGCUCUCCCAAACAGAGAAUGAAGGAGCAGCUGAAUGGAGGCCUCAUGGAGGCAGACAAAGACCACCUCAUCACUGAAGACAGUGACGCUGUUUACAGAAAGUGUCCUGGAGUCAACAAUGUGGCCUACGUGUCGGACCCUGACCAAGGCCCAGGAUCCCCUCACAGGAGCCCCUCCCCCAACGACGACGUCUUCCUGGGUCCCGCUUCCUCUCCUCCAGGCCAUGCCCCUCCCCCACCCCCCUACAUGCCUCCACAGCCUUCCAUUGAGGAGGCGCGGCAGCAGAUGCACUCCCUGCUGGACGACGCCUUUGCCCUGGUGUCGCCCACCUCUCAGGGCAGCUCAGCAGGGAUCACUCUCCCCGGGGUCAACUCCAACCCGCCUGUCUCCAGCCCUCCAGGCCGUGGCCCCAGACCUUGGGGUCCCUCUUACCAAUCUCUCGGUCCUUUCCCUAGUAGGUUCACUGAGCUGAGCUUGUCCCCUCCUCCUGUCCAAGGCCUGACUCCCAGACAGGGCCUUGGCUCGAGCUACCUGCCACCAGGAGAAGCUGCAGGGCAGUGUGAGCAGCUGCAGCCGGACAGCCUGUACUCCAGCAGGGGCCUCUACGCCGAUGAGCUGCCCUCCUCUGCCCGACCGCGACCAGUAGGGGGAACGACAGGCGCCCAGCUCCAGCAUCUUACACAGGUGGGAUUGUCCAGCCGGAUGAAUGGUUACCCAGCAGGGGUCAGGGCGGCUCCAGGGCAGAACGGAGGCAUUGGAUGGAACCACUACUACGGGGAACAUUUCUCCAGGACGGAGCCGGAAAAAGACGCAUUCCUGGACUGUCCUGACUACACGUCCUCCUCUGUCUUCCAGACGCCCAGAGGUGGCAUCAGGGAGCCUUCCGCGCCCCCCGUCCACCUCGACAGCCCGGGGGUGGGAUAUCUGUCAGCCCCGCCUCCCCUGGAAACAUCUCCUCCCGCCCACUCCUCUGCCUCCCUGAUCAAGGCCAUCAGGGAGGAGCUGCUGCGACUCUCCCAGAAGCAGGCGGCUGUGCCCAGCUACCACAGCUGAAGGCCCGGCCUCCAGUCUGCAGCUCUUACCAGUCAUGCCACUGACCCCCCCCCCCCCCC